AUGACUGCUUCAAAUGUGGAGGUGCAUAACCAUGCUGCACAACCUCCCAUCCCAAAAUGGAUGAAGGUUCCUUUGACCAGCCUCAUGGAUGGCCAUUAUGGCCACCAUGUGGCUCCCAUCCCCCCUCCCGGGCCUCAAGGGCCCUCAUCUUCUUUUGGCCUCAUAGCAGUGCCCACCCCUCAAACCAGCGGGACACCUGGUCCUUCAUCAAUCCCAGAGGGAUACUCCUGGUUCACAGAGGCAAAUUGCUCCCCUCCUGCUGGGACCUGGAGGAACAUCCUCAUCCCAGGUACAUUCUUCCAGGGUGACUUCCAUUUUGGUGUCACCAUCAGUGGCCAAAACUGGCCAGUAACAGAGAGUCGGAACCGCUGCCAAAAGUGGUGGAACAACUGGGUUCACCUGUUCUUGAACUCAGUUGAAGGGUUCAAUGCUAUGCUGGAGGCUCACCAACUCCAUGGUCGGUUUUUUGACAUGAAGUCUGUGAAUGGACAAAAUGUGUCUGCCACUGAACUUGAUGGACGUUUUGGGGAUCAUCCCCAAAACUUUGAAAACACUAUCAAGGCAGGGAAGAAGUACCUUCUUUGCUGCCUUUGGAAACAUUACUGCUCAGAGGUGGCUCAAAUGAUGAAGGCAACUAGCACCACUGCAUACGUUGCAUGUAAGUGAACCUAGUUUCUGCCAUUUUGGUGUCAGGGUUCAGCACCCUGCCUUAGGGUGCCCCGGACUCCCCACCUACUUUACCCCCUUUUAUUCUUUGACUGUUGCCUUGUUGUUG
Molecule: messenger RNA, 775 nt
Organism: Cantharellus anzutake
Lineage: Eukaryota; Fungi; Basidiomycota; Agaricomycetes; Cantharellales; Hydnaceae
Exons: 2
Coding region: 1-666 (221 amino acids)
Source: RefSeq, a predicted model, not a curated record